GGCGCUCCUGAUAUCCGGGGCCCGCUGGGAGCUGCGUUCCCGCCGCCCUCAGUUGCAGCCUGUGGGCUGGCACUCAUGUCCCUGUGUGGUCCCUCCAGAGGGUCCAGGCUGGAGGCGAACGCAUGUAGGAAUUUCCCUUUCGACUGCUCCUUCCGCCCCUCCCCCCCAAACCAAUCUCGUCUUGGAAUGUACUUUCAAAGGCUUUCGGAUGAGAUUCUUUGCAGGAAUGGGUGUUUCUUAGUGUCAGGUGAUCAUUGAUGUUGGUUGUUUUCGAGACUGUUAAGCCCAGAGAAGUUUCUUGACCUCCGCAGCGCCAAGAACCGUGACAAAAUGGCAACUAUCAAGAGGAAAUAGGAUCAUGGCAGCAGAUGAUGACAAUGGUGAUGGAACAAGUUUAUUUGAUGCCUUUUCUGCUUCUCCUCUUAAAAAUAAUGACGAAGGUUCUUUGGACAUAUAUGCUGGGUUGGACAGUGCUGUUUCUGAUAGUCCUUCCAAAUCCUGUGUACCAUCCAGAAAUUGUUUGGAUUUAUAUGAAGAAAUUCUUACUGAAGAAGGAACUGCAAAGGAGGCAACAUAUAAUGAUUUACAAGUAAAAUAUGGAAAAUGUCAGCUACAAAUGAAAGAGCUGAUGAAAAAAUUUAAAGAAAUACAGACACAGAAUUUCAGCUUAAAAAAUGAAAACCAGUCUCUUAAGAAGAAUAUUUCAGCACUUAUCAAAACUGCCAGAAUGGAAAUAAACCGCAAGGAUGAAGAAAUAAGUAAUCUUCACCAAAGAUUGUCUGAGUUUCCACAUUUUCGAAAUAAUCAUAAAAUUGCAAGGACAUCAGAUAUAGUUAAAACAAAAGAUCUUAAAUCCAGAUCUCCCCAUUUGAAUGAUUGUGCAAAGACUGAUCACAGAGCGAAAAGUGAUGUUUCUAAAGAUGUACAUCAUAGCCCUUCACUGCCAAACCUCGAAAAGGAAGUAAAAUCACAUUCAGAAAAAAAGAUCUCUUCACAUUUGCCUGCAUCUGUUGAAAAACACUGCACCAAUGGCAUUUGGUCACGUUCUCAUUAUCAGGUUGGUGAGGGUAGCUCGAAUGAGGAUAAUAGAAGAGGGAAAAAAGACUCUGGAUAUAGUCAAUAUAAUAGAGGAACUGAUAGAAUACGAAAAGACUUAAACAGUAGCUGUGGUGAUGGUGAACUGAGGAACAUAGAGGCUAGUCAAAGGCCACAAGGACGUCCUGAGAAAUACGGUAAAGGUGAACCAAAGACUGAAAGCAAAAAUUCAAAGUUUAAAAGUAACACAGAUUUGGAUUAUAAAAAUGAACGCAUUCGCUCUUUUUGGGAGAAAGAGACUUUUAGAGAGAGGUCACACACUCGAGUAGAAUUUCAAAGUGACAAAAAACUAGAAAGGCAAAAUGAGAGAUCACAAAGUAUAAAUAGAAAAGAACUAAAAUCACAAGAAAAAGAAGAAAGAAAAGUUGAUCAGAAACCUAAAUCAGUAGUAAAAGACCAAGAUCAUUGGAGAAGAUGUGAACGAGCAUCUCUUCCUCAUUCUAAGAAUGAAAUAACAAAAUCUCAUACUUCAAGUAAACACCAUCCAGAAGAGAGAAGAGGAAGAGAAGACUGUAAAAGAGACAGGGGUAUAAGUAAUCAUAGUUUUCAAGGAGGAUGUUCAUCCUCUCUUUCAACCAGCAGAACUCAAAAAUACAUUGACUCCAAAGAAGUUGAUGCUUUGCAUCAACGGGAAAAUACACCUUUAGAAGCAGAAAGGCAUAGAACUGAAGAUAAGAGGAAAAGAGAACGAGAAAGCAAAGAAGAAAACAGGUAUAUGAGACAUGAAAAAAGAACACCUACAGAACAUUUGCAGAAGACUAACAGAGAAACUAAGCAAAUCACCACUAAUUUAAAGAGACAGAAUGAGUCAAAAAAUGAUAAAGGCGAAGUCUCCAGUAAUGAUGUUUCUGAAGGUGCAGAUAAUAAAGACCUUGCAAUUAAAGCUGAAAAUGGUCCAAAUGAAACAAAAAACAAAGACUUAAAGUUGAGUUUUAUGGAAAAAUUGAACUUAACUCUUUCUCCUGCUAAAAAGCAGCCUGUUUCUCAGGAUAAUCAGCAUAAAAUAACCAGUGCUCCCAAAUCCAGUGGCAUAUGUGACUUGGAGUGCUUGGUGCAGGAUAAAACAGUGACAUGUGUUCCUUCUGUGAGUAAACACAUCACAGAGGAUACCAAAUCAAAGUUAUUAGAACCAAAGGAUUCUCUUGCCACAGCAGCACCUGAACCUGCCAAGACCAGUAUUCCAGAAAGGAAACUGGAAGAAGAAAAUAGUUUAUUAGUUAAAUCUAUUGAUAAUACUGUUCAUUAUGACAUGCCCAUUUGUGGUACAGAGACUUCCUCAGCACCCAUAGAAAUGGAAAAAACAGAAUCUUUGUUUCCAUCAACAGAAAUGGAGCAAAACAUUAAUGGUGCAAGGACAGCAGUUCCUGUGGUAAUGGACAUAAUACAAACAAAUGUUUCUCAGAACUUUGGCUUGGAAUUGGAUACCAAAAGAAGUGAUGGUUUAAAUUCUUGUAUUUCUGAAGAUAGGGAAACAAAGGAAUCUUUUUCAACAGAAGUGGUCAAAUCCAAUGAAAGCAUUUUGCAGCCUUCAGUUGAAGAAGCUGGCAUUUUGCCAGAAGAUGGUAAUCCAAAAUUUGAGCCUUCCCUUGUAGAUACACCACUGGUUGAGAGUAAGUCUUGUCGUUUGGAGCCUUGCUUAUCUAAAGACACUCUAGAAUCUUCACUUCAGCCGACUGAGUUAAUGGACCACAGAAUGGAAAUUGGUGAAACAAAUUCAGUAUAUCAUGAUGAGAACUCGGUUCUAAGCAUCGACCUUAAUCACCUGAGACCUAUUCCAGAAAUCAUCAGUCCUCUGAAUAGUCCUGUGAGACCUGUAGCAAAAGUUCUUAGACUAGAAAGCCCAUCUCAAGUUUCAUUAUAUAACAGUCAUAAAGAUGUGUUUCUACCAAAUUCAGCUCAUUUUACCUCCAAGAUUCAGUCUGAUCUUAACAAGGAAAAUCAAAAGCCAAUUUGCAAAACUGACAAAUUUACGGAAUCAGAUUCCCAUAAGAAUUCAUCUUUAGAUGAAUUGGAAGAAGGAGAAAUUAUAAGUGACAGUGAAAACUCUAAAUCACAAAAAAGUUUUGAAAAAAGUGCCAAACCAAGAACUUCUGCUGAAGUGCAGAUCACAAAGCCUAGCCCAGGAAGUAGGAAAAGUACUGUGCAUUUAGAUAAAGACAGUAGGAAGACAUCUUCUAUAAAAAUGCAGCAGACCAAAAGGAAAUGGAAUAAAAAACAAAGUGAAUCUAGCAGAUCUUCAGAAACAGAAAAGAAAGAUAAGACAAUGAGCACCUCAAGUCUGGAAAAAAUAGUUCCAAUUAUUGCUGUACCAUCUUCCGUACGAGAGGUUAUGCACAUGUUACGAAUGAUAAGAAAGCAUGUAAGGAAAAAUUAUAUGAAAUUCAAGGUAAAAUUUCCUUUAAAACAAUUUCAUAGAAUUAUUGAGUCAGCAAUUUUGAGUUUUACAUCACUAAUUAAACACCUUGAUUUAUCUAAAAUCUCUAAGUCAGUGACUACUUUACAGAAGAAUCUCUGUGAUGUCAUAGAAUCCAAACUUAAGCAAGUUAAAAAGAAUGGAAUAGUGGAUCGUUUAUUUGAACAGCAACUACCAGAUAUGAAAAAAAAAACAUGGAAAUUUGUAGAGGAACAACUUGAUUAUUUGUUUGCAAAGCUUAAGAAAACCUUAAUAAAGUUUUGUGAGUUCACAAACUUUGGCAGUGACAGUGAUGAAGGAAAACUUGAAAAGAUAAAUAAAGGGAAAAAACCUUCAAAUUGUCACAAGGGGAAUGUGAACAAUUCCAGCAAAGAAAUGCUGAAAGAGAAAUCCCUCAAAUCAGAAGAUUCUAUUUACGAUAAGUCCUCACUGGGAUGUAAAAAAUCUGAGGAAAAACGUCAAGACCAAAAUAACUCCAGUAUUAACACAGUAAAGCAUGACAUUAAAAAUUCUAACACUUGCCUUGGUAAUAUUAAGAACUCUCAAUCUGAAGAGCACUCCUUGGAACUAAACUGUCCAAGCACCCCAAAGCCAGGAAAAAUGGAAGGUAGCGCCAGCGAGGAUGCCCAGACAUCCCAGAAUGCAGCUAUGAAGCCAGAACGCUGUUUCGAGAUUCUUACUGAACAGCAAGCAUCUAGCCUUACUUUUAAUUUAGUGAGUGAUGCACAGAUGGGUGAAAUAUUUAAAAGUUUGUUGCAAGGUUCUGAUCUUUUGGACAACAGUGUUAACUGUCAUGAAAAAAGUGAAUGGGAGUUAAAGACUCCAGAGAAACAGCUGCUAGAGAGUCUUAAGUGUGAAUCUAUACCAGCUUGCACAACGGAAGAGCUAGUUUCAGGGGUAGUUUCUCCGUGUCCCAAGAUGAUUAGUGAUGAUAAUUGGUCAUUAUUAUCAUCUGAGAAAGGUCCAUCUUUGUCUUCAGGGCUUUCAUUGCCAGUUCAUCCUGAUGUGUUGGAUGAAAGUUGUAUGUUUGAAGUGUCUACUAACAUAGCUUUAAAUAAAGAUAAUGUAUGUAAUUCAGAAAAGAGCAAGCCCUGUAUUUCUUCCAUACUUCUUGAGGACCUAGCAGUGUCUUUAACAGUACCAUCACCUCUGAAGUCAGAUGGUCAUCUAAGUUUCUUAAAGCCUGAAGUUUUGUCUAGUGCAACUCCUGAAGAAGUUAUUAGUGCCCAUUUUAGUGAAGAUGCCUUACUUGAGGAAGAGGAUGCAUCUGAACAAGACAUUCAUUUAGCUCUGGAGUCUGAUAAUUCAAGCAGUAAAUCCAGUUGUUCAUCAUGGACAAGCCGGUCUGUUACUCCAGGAUUUCAGUACCACCCUAAUCUACCCAUGCAUGCUGUCAUAAUGGAAAAGUCCAAUGAUCAUUUCAUUGUGAAAAUACGGCAUGCAGCACCAUCUACCACCACUAGUCUCAUACAGAACAUGGAGGCUGGUGAGUCAUUGACAUCUUUGCCCAUAGUGGCAAAGGAAGCUGAUGAAGCAGAAGAGAAGAAAUAUGUUUUAUGUCAGAACACGGUUCUUAAAUCUGUGGAGGAAUUGAAACAUUCCAAUGAAAAUGUUGACAGCAGUAAAUCACCUCAUGAAGAACAGGACUGUAUGAUGCAAACACAGGUUCCUGAUAUAUAUGAAUUUCUUAAAGAUGCGUCAGGUAAAGUGGGUCAUAGUAAUGAAGUGGCUGAUCAGUGCUUCAAAUUGCAUCAAGUAUGGGAACCAAAAGUGCCUGAAAGCAUUGAAGGAUUGCCUCCAAUGGAAGAAAUUCCACAUUCUGUAGAAAGUCAUCUUCCAAACGCAUAUGUAGAUCUCACAAAAGAUCCAGUCACUGAAACCAAAAACUUGGAAUUCAUAGAAGUAGCAGUUUUAAAUAUUGAUCAGUUGGGAUGUUCUAGAAGCAAUUUGGAACAAAAUGCUCAAAUAUUAGACAGUGUGCAGCCUGAUACUGUAGAUGCUUUUAUUGAUUUGACACAAGACCUUUCAAGUGAGAGUAAAAAUGAAGAUAACUGUCCUGCUUUAGCUGUUGAACACUUGGGGUGUCCAGUGUUAUAUGUAGCUGAAGAUAACUGUAAGGAAGAACAGGUGCAAGUGUCAAACAAGCCUUUGGAAUGCAUUGUGGAGGAAGCUUGUAUUGAUUUGACCUCAGAAUCUCCAAGUUCAUGUGAAAUAAAAAAGGAAGAUUUAAAAUCGGAGCUGGCAUCAAAUUCUGACAGUUUAGAGUUGCCUGAGGCUUUGGAUAGUGCUCACAAAAAGAGAAAAAACCUUUCUGAUCUAAAUCAUUCUCAGAAAAAACAGAGAAAGGAAACAGACUUAAACAGUAAGGAAAAGACCAAGAAAAUCACCCCAAAUUCUGGUGAGAAUGGUGAAGCUUACCGAAAGAAAGCCAGUAAGAAAAAGGUCCCUUCAGUGACUAAAGAUCCCUCAUCAUUAAAGGCAAGUCCGAGGAUUAAGGACCCAUCAGCAGCAUCUGGCACUUCUCCUAUAAGCCUUUCUGCAAAGAAUGUUAUUAAAAAGAAGGGAGAAAUUAUAGUUUCAUGGACAAGAAAUGAUGACCGAGAAAUUUUAUUGGAGUGUCAGAAAAGAGGGCCAUCAAUGAAAACAUUUUCUUAUUUAGCUGCCAAGUUGAAUAAAAAUCCAUCUCAGGUCUCAGAAAGAUUCCAGCAGCUAUUGAAGCUCUUUGAAAAGUCAAAAUGCAGUCACAGGUUGGAGAAUGAUUGCUCGUGCAGGCUUCUCAGGUCACCUCAUCUACAGGACGUGCUCAGAGUGAAGCCUGCCUGCUACAGUUCAGAUCAGCAUGGCAUUUCUCCUCAGCCUUCUGAUUGCUGAUGAGUCUAAGAUAAGUUGCUGAAUUCCUUGGAGUCUUAAUUGAUAUUGCAUACUGCACAGAAGCUUGGAAUUCCUCAUGUUUUAAAUGGGGAAGUAGAGGGCAAUUUUAUGACAUAUUUGAUUCCUAGAUAAUGAUCUCCAUUGGUUGUUAUUUGCUGACUCUGUAAUCUUAAGUCGGCAUGUUCAGCUUGUUCCAGUCAUCAGUCUGAUUUGCUUACCUGUUAUUGGUCAAGAUACUUAUUUUUAAACAGAUUAGAAUUUGUUACUAAGAUAAAAGCAACGAUAUAGUAUCGAAACCUUAGUUUUGAUAUUUCAAAGAAAUGACUUUCUUUUCUAGAUUUUUAAAAAUAGUUUUGUAGCAUUUUAAACUUAGCCAUUAUUUAGUUUGCUUUCAUCCAUUUUUAUUUGCUCUUCUAAUCACCUCUUCUCAUUUUGGUAAAUUGUAAAGUAAUUUAAAUAGUGUAUCUGUAAAUAUGUAUACUUAAAAUGAUGUAAAAUAUUUUGUGUGUGUUUGUGAGUAUACACACAUGUAAAUGGUUUUGCCUAGCCAAGGAUUUUUUUUAUCUGUAUAAAACUUUUUGUACAAAGUUUGCUUUCAAUACCAGUAAUGUAUAAAUAAAGCCAUGUAAAGUUCUAUUAUAUUUUGAUUAGAUUUUUUUUAGUGUUUUUAGAUAAUAAUUAAAAGAAAAAAAAAGAUAAAACUCUCAGGGGACAUGGGGGGCUUUUUUGAGGUAGUUCUUGGUGAAAGUGUGACUGGAUGAAUGUCUGAGUAGAUUAGAGAAAACCAGUUGCCUUUGCCUGCUUUCUCACAGCAGGUGCUAGUACAGUGAACCAGACUUCUGCUGCAGGUGUCCUCACAGAUAAAAUCAGGGCAGAGCAAAAACCUUUUGGGUGAAGAUUUGAGGAAAACCAGGUAAGGAUUGACUAGCUUGCACAUUAUUUGUUCACUUUCCCUGCUCCAGAAUCAUAGGACGAGUGGGUUGUAAUCUAAGCCUGAGAAUCUAGAAAGUACCUUAGGAAAUUGACAUUCUUGUUGGGUGAAAUGAAGGGGAAGUCCUUUUCUUCAGGACUGCUAGGUAGAUAACAAACUGAAAUAAUUCACUGUUGUUUUUAUAGUGCUGAGGCUAUUCAUCAUAUUGCUUAUCUUCUUCCUUCUCUUUGAACCCCCAACAUAGCUAGAGGGCUGGGCCUCAGUUCUUCCCUGUACAUACCAUCACUCAGAAGAGCCCAUACUACCAAGUAUAUAAGUUUAUAAGCCCAAGUAAAGUGAUAACUAAGAGAUGCCACUGGUUCAGAGGAAAACAGUAAACUGGGUUACAUAAGACCAUCAGAAUCUAAAAUAAAGCCAACAAACUUUGAAAGGAAAAAGGGAAGAUUUUGGUAAUGUGAUAUAAGAAUAAAAAAUAAACCAAGUAGAUAUAUAAAAAAAAAUUUUUUAAAUAAAAAACGAAAUAGAGUAAAAAUCCAGUGGAUACAGCCAAAGAAUGAAUGAAUGAGUUGGAAAAUCAAAUUGAGAAACUCUCCUAGAAAGAAGCAAAAAAAAAAAGGAUAAUAAAUAGAAAAUAUGAAUGCAGAUUUAAGUGAGAUGAAGGACACAAGAUGUGCCAACCUUCAGGUAACAGAAGAAGUCCAAAAGAAGAAAAA
Messenger RNA from Pteropus alecto (black flying fox), 8023 nucleotides. It is a transcript of the gene CASP8AP2, whose product is annotated as caspase 8 associated protein 2. Gene Ontology annotation, molecular function: transcription corepressor activity. Gene Ontology annotation, cellular component: PML body; mitochondrion. The transcript has 12 exons. Gene Ontology annotation, biological process: extrinsic apoptotic signaling pathway via death domain receptors; Fas signaling pathway. Lineage: Eukaryota; Metazoa; Chordata; Mammalia; Chiroptera; Pteropodidae. The coding region runs from base 359 to 6379 and encodes 2006 amino acids. The record is from RefSeq and is a predicted model, not a curated record.